Molecule: messenger RNA, 1809 nt
Organism: Paraglomus occultum
Lineage: Eukaryota; Fungi; Glomeromycota; Glomeromycetes; Paraglomerales; Paraglomeraceae
Source: the annotation of a GenBank genome assembly
AUGUCUGAUUAUAAUUUAUUCAAGAAAAUGAAGCUUUCCGAGUUCGUCGAAUGGAGCACCAAUCAACUAAAGACCAAAUAUCUCCCGACUCCACCGGCUUCUCCCGAACUCCACCCGUCGGUGCAAAUGGCGCUUAACCCUCCGCCACAGAAGGGCUUUCACAGCGAUUCGUCCACGACCAAGACUUCAGAGCAUGUAUUCCAAAAUGACUCUAAAAACGGACGACCAACUCUUGCCGAGCUCGAUUCUCAGGGUAACCCUGCUAGCGACACUACCUUCGACAACGUGCCUCAAACUCCCCCCACUGGACGACUAUCCGUGACAAUUUUCGCAGGUCGCAAACUUAAUGUCAAUAGCGUCCACGCCAAACCCUAUUGCGUUGUACAAUUCGAGAAAAAUGAAUCCAUCACUCAAGACGCAACAAGAGAGGGGGCUUUACCCCUACAGAGGGGGGGGCAAAUCGGUGGAUUUCUUAGAUUUAGUGCAUGCGGCUACGAGUCCCGUAUGGAACCAGACUGUAACCUUGUCGUACUCAGUCGUGACGUCUCUCGCUUAGAUGAAGAGGUCCACGUGUAUGUAUAUGAACGCGUUCAGAACGAUCAAUCCAACGAAAUCUUUUUAGGCUAUUUGACAAUCAAACCACCGAGAAGAAAUAAUGAAGUCAUUGACGGUUGGUUCAAGUUAAUGCCACGCGGCAAGGAUGUUGUUUCAGGUGAAAUGCACGUUAAAGUAGCAUAUCAGGCCGUGGCGAAAACUCAUCUUACUCCCGAUUCGUUUGAGAUCUUGAAGCUUAUUGGUAGAGGAAACUUUGGACGGGUAUUCCAAGUCCGCAAGAAAGACACCAACCGUAUCUAUGCUAUGAAGGUUCUCCAUAAACAAGACCUUAUAGAACGUCGCGAAGUUCAACAUACACUGGCAGAAAAGAAUAUUCUUAUUCAAGCGGAGGCUUGCCCAUUCCUCGUAGGCUUGAAAUUCUCCUUCCAGACAAAAACGCAUCUUUAUUUGGUAACUGAUUUCAUGAACGGAGGAGAAUUGUUUUGGCAUUUGCAGAAUGAAGUAACGUACCAAAAAAAGGGGGAUGUAAUAGGAAAAGGAGAUGUAAUAGAUGUAAUAGAUGUAAUAGGGGAAGAGGGGAAAGGGAGAGAUCUAAAACCUGAAAAUAUUCUUCUCGAUGCUACUGGUCACAUCGCUUUAUGCGAUUUUGGUCUUUGCAAAGAAAAUCUUGGUGCUGGUCAAACGACGAAUACUUUCUGUGGUACAUCAGAGUAUCUGGCGCCUGAGGUCCUCGCUGAGUGUGGGUACGGCAAGUCCGUUGACUGGUGGAGUCUCGGAAUUCUUUUCUAUGAAAUGAUCGCUGGCUUCAGUCCGUUCUAUACCCACGACACUCAGAUGAUGUAUAGAAGAAUCCUGUUCGGCAAACUCAAGUUCCCCAAAGGGCUAUUCAGUGAUGAUGCCAAGAGCCUUAUCAAGGGUCUCCUUGCUCGCAAUCCAGGUCAUCGUCUCGGCACACAUCACGAUGCAGAAGAAAUCAAGAAUCAUCCGUUCUUUGCCUCGAUAGACUGGGAGGCACUCUGUAAUAAGCAAGUAUCUCCACCAUUCAAACCAAAUGUCUCUUCUGACGACGAUACAUCGUGCUUUGAUCCUGCUUUCACCGAAGAAGAGACUACAAUCGAUUGGCCGACUAUAUCGAAAACUCUCAGUCGUAAUGGGACCAACGCGAGCGAAGUGUUUAGUGGAUUUACAUAUUCAGGCGAAACUGUUGUCGGUAUUGGACGCGAGUCUGCCACUCUCACAAAUUCUGGUAAUUGA